Messenger RNA from Sphaeramia orbicularis (orbiculate cardinalfish), 1239 nucleotides. RefSeq names its product lymphatic vessel endothelial hyaluronic receptor 1a (gene lyve1a). Gene Ontology annotation, cellular component: plasma membrane. The coding region runs from base 78 to 860 and encodes 260 amino acids. NCBI's taxonomy places the organism in Eukaryota, Metazoa, Chordata, Actinopteri, Kurtiformes, Apogonidae. Gene Ontology annotation, molecular function: hyaluronic acid binding; transmembrane signaling receptor activity. The record is from RefSeq and is a predicted model, not a curated record. Gene Ontology annotation, biological process: cell adhesion. The transcript has 6 exons.
UUUGGCUUGCAGAUGCAUAAACCGUGCUGCACUUGUCACCGCCUGCAUUCAUUCAUCUGUAUCCACUUAGACCAGUCAUGAGUGUGAUCAGGGUUUUCAUCUGUUCAGUGCUGUCUGUUACUCUGGGCAUCUCCGAACAAAAUAUUGACACAAGCAACAUCAGAGUUUUCCCAGCCCUGCACCACAGUAUAGCUGGAGUAUUUCAGGCUAGUUACAUGAAUAAACAGAACCAGGUUCAGUAUGCUUUUAACGCCUCUGAAGCUCGGACCCUCUGCUCAUCUCUUGGUGUCGUCAUCGCCUCCAAAGAUCAAGUACAAGAGGCUCUUACUAGAGGUCUAGAAACAUGCAGAUUUGGAUGGACUGAUGAACAUUUGGCAGUCAUUCCCCGUGUGAAGCCACAAAGCACCUGUGGUCAGAACCAGACUGGACUGGUGACAUGGCGAGCCUCUGUUACACGCAGAUUUGAUGUGUUUUGCUUCAAUGAAUCAGAUAUGGUGGCACAAAUAGAGGAUGCAACUCAACUCCCCUCUGAGCCAGCUCCUACUUCUCGCUCUUCCACUCCCACCCUGCCAUCAUUUAUUUUAAUAAACAUGGACAGUGAAGCAGAAAAGGCCCUGAUUGUUGGCAGUGCUCAAGGCUCCAGUGGAAAAAAGGCUGUGCUCAUCACUUCAGCCCUGGCCGUCCUCCUUAUUGCAGUUGUCAUCUUCGCAUACAUAAGACGAAGGAAACGAAAGUGCUCUGAUAAGAAACAGCAGGAGUACAUCGAGACAGAAGAGUGGAUAUGUGUGACGAAAACACAAGAACCAAAAAAAGCUGCUUCAGAAGAGGAAAGGAUAGAAGUGGAUAAAAACACAAGUUAAAGCAUUUUUGUACAUUAUUAGGUAUAUUUUUUAAAAAGUAAUUAUCCAUUUGAGAGUUAAGAUGUAUUCCUUGACCUGUGUGAAAGUAAUGUAAUAUUAUGGAUGUAAAGUUAUUAUUCUUGAACAGUUUAUACUUAUUUUAAGUCAUGUGAUACUGUUACAUGCUGUAAUUGUGUUAGAAUUUAAUGCUACAUGCCAACAGUUUAGCCACUAGAUGGCAAUGUUUACAAUACAAUCAUGCGGAAGACUUGUAAUAUAUCUUGUAAUAAUAGUUCAAUUUUUUAAGCAUAAAUGAUUUCAUGUUUGAGUAUUUUCCAAAGCUUCAUAAAACUGAUUUAUGUAUAGAUAAAAUACGGAAAACUCCCUAAAACAUGUAAAA